Phytophthora sojae is the source of this 8750-nucleotide messenger RNA. RefSeq lists its product as hypothetical. The record is from RefSeq and is a predicted model, not a curated record. Gene Ontology annotation, cellular component: cytosol; nucleus. NCBI's taxonomy places the organism in Eukaryota, Oomycota, Peronosporomycetes, Peronosporales, Peronosporaceae. Gene Ontology annotation, biological process: protein deubiquitination. The transcript has 5 exons. Gene Ontology annotation, molecular function: cysteine-type endopeptidase activity; cysteine-type deubiquitinase activity; protein binding. Bases 1 to 8649 code for a protein of 2882 amino acids.
AUGGAGCGCGCCCCCGCCCAGGACAAGGACGGCCAGAAGCGCCGCAAGAAGAGCCAGGAGAGCACGCACUUGAUGCAGGGCGACAUGGAGGACGAGGACCUCGAGCUCUUCCACGUGGUGCAGGAGGACCUGCGCCUCAAGUCCACCGUGGGCUGGCAGAACGCCGUCAAGGUGCUCAAUGCCGCCUACCAGCACGUCGACCGGCCCGAGAGCCAGGCCUUCCUGGACGACGCCUUCUUCAAGAUCAUCAGCAUCAUGCUGGACCAGCAUGCCAGCAAGAUCGGAUCUUUUGAAAAGUCGUGUGUGACGCAGUGUCUGUCGCUGGCGGUGCCGCUGGUGAUCGCGCAGCUCAAGGCGGGCAAGUACUUCCAGGCGCUGCCCGUGCUGACCUUGAUCUUCAGCAAAAAGAAGACGUUCUACAAGGACCUCCGCACGUCGGCCAUGAUCGGCAGCUACUGGAACAAGGUGCCGGGGUCCCCGGAAGUGCGCGCGCAGUGUAUCGAGGCGUUCUGCGAGUUGAAGGGGUUCCAUCUGCUGUUGAGCACGUUGGAGCUGCUCAUGCAGAACCACAAGGAGGGGGACGAGCUGGAGACCACGAUGGACAGCGAGGACAUCCGCAUCUUGCUGCAGGCGCUGCUGGAGUUCCGAACAUCCGUCCCAGAAAACAUCUGCACUAAGAUCUCGGUGCUGAUCAUGACGUACUUCACAAAGAUCUCGGACUCAGUGCUGAAGAGGGAGUCGAGUGACUCUGUAGGCGCCGUGAUCGCUAUCAUUCGGAGGCUGGUAGACGCCGGGAUUGUCUCAUCCGAGGCCAUAAACCCGCUUUGGCUUGAUAUUACGGAGAGGUACGUGGAAUCGACCUCGUUGCCUCUGCGACUGUUUGGACUGGAGCAAAUCAACCAGAUCGUCAACUGUGCUCGCGCGUCGCGUGCGUUCCCGCCUCGAUACUUUGUCCGAAACGCCGGUACUGCUGGCGUCAAUGGUGUGUACACCUUGAAGGCCAACUCCACUUCGGCAACUUACGUUUUCCGACAGCACGAAACAGGUCAAAUGUUUACGCUCUUCUGUUGCACCAUGAAAAGUGGAUUAAAGUGGUGGUUUAUCUCGGAAGCUGACAAGAUGCAGCCUGGGUCGGACCAAGAUAUUGAUUACUACCAGCACCAAUCACAGUACGAGGAGUACCUGCCCCCGACCCACAACUGGAUCCCCACAGGCAAAGGAGAAGCCCCUGCUCCUGAACUAAUUGCGGAAAGCGUUCAAGAUAACGGCGAAGAGGAUCGGACACGACUGGAUUACAUACUUAGUGCGUGGGUGGUGGAGAAAAAGAUUCUGGAGGAGAUUUUUGGCGACAGAAUUCAUCGCGAGAUUGUGUCGCGAAGCGCGUUGCUGGUGAAGUUUUUAGCGGAAUCCAACAAGCUGGAUGCCCACGCUAUUGACGUAAUUUGGCAGUCCUGUAUCCAGAAAGACCAGACGCUGGUUCAUGAGAUUCACAACCUGCUGAUCACGACGGUGCCAUUUUUGUCGAACGAACUACUGUUGCAUCUGGUGGAAAGUAUUCACGCGUCGUUGUUGAGAAACUUGGAGAAGAACGAGCCUUUCCCGGAGUUGAUUUCGUUUUUGCAGCGGUUAGCAACCAACUCACCGAGUUUCUUAAUGGAGCGCAACGUGAACGUCACGACAGCGAUCUUGCAGCUGCUUUGGUCCAUUCAAAUGCAUUGCAGUAUUGCAAACAUCAGGCUAAGUAGAAGCCUGCGUGACUUUUUCCAAGAAGGACUACGGAGCGAGUACGGCGAGCCGUUACGGAAGGCGUUCUUGAACGAAUGCAUUGACGGAAUUAAGAAAUCUUGCUUGCUAUCAAGCUCGGCCCCCGAUUCUGUUGCAUCUCCGUCCUCUUCAACCGUUCCGCCGGCACCCGGAAGCACCAGCUCGGUUAUAAGCACUUCAUCCGUUACGUCGGCGGAGCUAACAAGCAAGGAUUCAACAGCGUCCAAGUCUUUGGAGCUACUAAAGUUUCUGAUCGACUCGUAUCGUAUGGAUCAGGCGCUCGUUGUUGAGUCGCUCAAUUCAGAGCAUGGUUUAGUGAGUCUGCUGUUUGACGAGCUUGCAACCUUUGUGGCUCGGAGCACGGACAAACAAUCGCCGAGCUAUCGCACAGCCAUCGGCCAUCGUUUAGAGUUGAUCCACUACGUCCACGUCAAGUCUCCGAAGUUGGAGCUGUCGAUCCCGCAGAUUGAGCGUCUCUGGCAAGUCCUUUCGUCGUCACCUGCUGAACGCGAGUUCUGCUUGAUUUUUUUCAACCAGACCAGUAUGCGUAACCACCAGCAAGGUGGAGCAGCACCUAGCCUGAGUACUGUUGGGGGAUCAAUCGGCUCGGCCUUCAAUUUGGAUGUGUGCUUCUACGUUUUCAACGAGCUGUUGUGCAAGCAAACCGACUUCCGGACCCUUGGCUGUAUGGGGUACAAGUGCUUUAAUGCAUACUUCGUGGGGCUUAAUGCACAGCAGAAACUGAUGCAACGCACUGAAGAAUCCGGGGAAACAAACACACUCAACCUGCUCGGCAUGGAUGCUUUGUGGCGUAUCGCAUUCGAAGCCCCACUUGAAGUUGCUGAAAUGGCUACGCGCGAGUUGCUUCGCGUUUAUGAACGAUCGUCCGACGAGCUUACCCGCGCAGGUGAAAGCGAAUCAGACGCUGGCAUCAAAGAUUUCUUGGCGCGUGUAUUUAAGCAGUUGUCUACAGUGGAGGACAGCUCGCCAGACUCGCUGAAGUUAGUCCAGCAGUGCUCAAGUUUGCUGACGGGGCUGGUUUCCAGUGCUCGCAAGAAGCAAAACUUCGUCCCACAUGGCUUGAGCGGCCGCGGUGCGUACUUUACGAUUAAAGUUAUUGCCCAGCGGAUCCCGUCAUCCAAUGCGAGUGGGGCAGCUGGCGCAUCAGCGACAGCAAACUCGAGUCAAGAUAAUGCGGUUCGAACCAUGCAGGCAUCAGCGUAUUCAAACCAGACUCUGUGGCUUUUCCGCAAGCAAAUCGAAAAGUUGGUGGGUCAUCCGAUGCAGCAGACGAAAAUUCUUUCUUCAGGUUCGGCAAUUACUGGAGAUCAGAAGACACUCGCAGACUUGCAGAUAACGGAGUCCAGCGAACUGCGCGUUCUGAUGUUCAACUCAGUUGUUCAACGUUCUAGCUCCAACUUGAUGGACCAAGACCAAGUGAUGACCUCGGCGGGCAAGGAAUCACCUACCUCGCCUUCUUCCCUCUCAUCCCAGCACCACCCUGGCUUAGUUAUUGCUCGCGAUGCCUCAUACUUCGGGAUUCUUUUCCGAGUGCUAGAUAUCGUGGAGGGUCAUUCUGUUCACGAGUUGCUGUGGGCCUUUUUGAAGCAGAUCCCUACUAGCGAGGAGCUUUUGAACCGCGUUUCAAGUAUCGGUGCUUCUGAGACAAGCGACGGAGAUGUGGCUAUGAAUUCCCCAUCGGAUGAGCCUGCUAAUGGUGGAACUAAGCCGGAUUGGUCAUCUUUGGUGAAAGGAAUCUCCUCUCACCAGGCUAUUUACACACUACAGAUUAUGGAUGCGCUGCUUCUCCCUUCAGACGUCGCCAAAAUCCCGUUUGCGCAGACGUAUCUCCAGCGCUUCAUAUCUGGAGGUGGGUUUCACGAAGUACUAUCGUAUUUUAUUAGCGCGAACUUCCACGAAAGCUCCUUCAAUGAGGGUGCUGCAGUGGCGCUUCGAAUCCUGAAGUUUUGCCUUUUCGACUCGGGCCACGAGAAUGGAUUGUACUCAGCUACUGCUAAUGGGGAGGUACCGGCCACGGGCGCCGACGCCCCAAGGGCCAAAAUUAUUGUGGAGCAAAGCCGUUAUGACCAGCUGGUUCUUAAGAUCGCUGAGCUUGUGGUAUCCGAGUAUACCCGUGUUGAAGAGAAAACACCUGCGAAGAAAACAGCGUACCGGAUUUUGAUCGAUGCUGUGAAGACCGUCGAGUCAAUUGUAUCAAUUGCACAUGAUGCGGCGGCCAAGUAUAUUAAGGCGCUGGAGCCACGGGCUAUCAUUGUCAGCAUUUUCAUGAAGUUCGAGUCGGAGCAAGUGCGCGACCAAUGGCUAUCGUCGUUGGAAUCUGUCUGCAAGGCGUCUGAUGCAGCUGCCGAAGUAGUGUUCGAGGAGUGCGUCCAGUCCAUUGAUCGCAUCGAGAACGUAGCCGCCCCGUGUGACCAGUACACACGUAUGCUUUGCUCGUUGGCGCGUCUCGAGGGCGGCAAGACAUCUUCAUAUUGCCAAAAGUUGGCUCAGGCUGUUGUGUCAAAGCUGCGUCGCGGCUUUUCGAGCAAGUUCCUAGCUUGCAACGAGCGGUCAGGCGAGGUGCUUAUCGGGUUUUUGGAGUUUUUGCGUGAAGUUCUAGUGGUGCAUGCUGAUGUGCGAGCUGGAAUCGCUCGCGACAUUGUAGAUGUUGUGUAUGAGGACUGUUUGUUCACUUUACCUUCUGAAGACCGACACCGCUGUCCGCUUUGUGUGUCGUUGGAGACUCGCCGGCCAGCGUUCAAGUUGCUAGCGAGUGCGAUUUCGUAUGACUCCAGUAUUUUGCACGACUUGCAGGGUCGCUUGACCAGGUUGUUUACCCGAAGCGACGCGUUGCGGUUUAAGUGGGGUCAAGAAAACAACAUUGAAACACGUGGCAACGGCGAACAUGUCGGUCUCAAGAACCAAGGCUGCUCGUGCUACAUGAACUCCUUCUUGCAGCAGUUGUUCAUGCACCCGACGCUGCGCCAAGGGUUGCUAGGUGCCAAGGUAGCACCGCGUCCGACCCCUCGAGAGCCUACAAAAGCUGAGGCCGAAAAGUUUCCAGAGCGCUUGGUUGGCUGUCGUGUGGCGUUGGAGUGCCUGGGGGGUCGAGUUUACGAAGCCAAUGUUGUCGGAUACGACGACCUGACGGGCCAGCAUACAAUGAAAUACGACAAUGGUGGCGAGGCGAGCUUUGUGCUUGCAGAAGGGCGACCGGGAAAUGAAAAUGGCCGUUAUGUCAUCCUGCAGCCAGAGUUGACGGGCAUUGACGCGACACUGGAAGUUCUUCGCCAACUUCAGCGAACAUUCUGCUAUCUGCGCGACAGCGAAAUGCGUUACUUCAACCCGAAGGCAUUCGUUGACUCGUGCACAUGCCUGAACUUGGAGUUUUCGGUGUACCAGCAGAAUGAUGCCACCGAGUUUUGCGACAAACUGUUGGACCGCCUGGAGACUGGUUUGAAAACAACCCCUCAGGGAACGAGGUGUCUUCAAGACGUACUCGGUGGGAAACUCAUCUCGCAGAAGCUUCCGAAGGACUGCGGACACCGCUACGAGCGUGAAGAGCCUUUUAUCCGCCUAGAGUUGCAGAUCCGUGGCAAGGAGAGCAUUGAGGAGUCUCUAUCGGCUUUUGUUGAAGGCGAGCUGAUGGAUGGUGAUAACAAGGUCGAGUGCGAGAAUUGUGCUACCAAAAAGGCUGCGGUACGGCGCACGUGCUUCGGGUCGCUACCGAACCUGUUGAUUCUUCACCUAAAACGGUUCGACCUUGACUACACGACAUUCGAGACCGUUAAGUUGAACAACCGCUGUUCGUUCCCGAUGCGUCUGAGCAUGAAACCAUACACGAAGGCGGGCAUCGAAGAGCAAGAGGCUCGUUCAACUUCGCAACAAGAGCGCGAAGAUACGUCUGCUGACGAAGAUAUGGCUUCUGAUGACUCGAGCGACUCCGACGAGUUUAUGGCUGAUGUGAAUAGAGAUACGCCGGCGAUCCGAACUUCUUCGUCUUCAAGCUCGGCCCAAUCGGACCCUAAUUACGAGUACCGCCUAAAGGGUAUUCUGGUGCACUCUGGUGUUGCUCAAGGUGGUCACUACUAUUCCUUCAUUUACGAUCACGUGUCUGAGAAGUGGUUCAAGUAUGAUGAUGAAGAUGUGACACCAUUUGACCCGGCUAACAUCGAGGCUGAGUGUUUUGGGGGAGUGCAGCGGCGGUCGUGGCACGGUUCCAACAACUCUAUGGAGAUGGAAGUCUUCAGCAACGCCCUCAUGCUCUUUUAUGAGAAGGUUAUCCCCAACGAGCCUGAGGCUACGCCAGCUGAAAAGGCUGAUGCUGGGUCUGAAACAUCAACCGAUGUGGUUGUUGCUGCACCCGAUGAAGAUCGUUGCGAGUAUGAAGCUGAAGUGUGGAAAUCCAAUGAGGCGUUCCUGCAAAACUCGUACCUGUUCGAUGUGGAAUUCCACGAGUUCCUUCGUGAGAUGGUGCAGUCCCAGUACAUCAAAGAUACCCCUGCCAAAUCUUCGGAUGAGGCUGUGCCCAUGGCUCUAUCGCCGCCACCGGAGUCGACAGACCCGGCAACUCCACCAGCCGCGCCAGUGGCGAUAGCAGUACCAGCGGUCCGUGCCGAUGAAGAAAUCCAGAUGACAUUGACAGAGAUCGGCGUCGAGUUUGUGCUGAGUGUGCUGUUGCACUCGCGCGAGAAGCACGGAAUUGCACGGUGGAUCACUGUGCUGGCAUCCAAGUUCACCCGAUCCAAGGCUAUCUGCGCGCGCUUCUUUUCGGCACUAUCGACAUCGAAGCGAAUUGUUUGGUUGCGCGGACUGCUUUUCGAAUGCCCCGACUCGAUUGCUCGCCAGUCCUUCGUGCACUUGGUUUCGCGUGCACUCACAGCGUACGAAGCUCACCGGAAGGAAGAGCAAGCGGCGCUGGAUGAAGCGAGCGCUGAAGCAGCUGCGGCAGCUGACACGGCAGUAAUCCGAUCGUUUUUGGAGGCUAUCGCUUCUUUCCUGGAUCAAACAUCCAUCAUGCAACAGUCACACUUGGAGGAGUGCUUCAUGCUCUUGCGCAACUGUGCUGAAAUCAGUGCCACGGCUCGCUCUCAACUGCAACAACUGGAGAUGAUUGCGCGGUUGGUUAACUUUUUCCUGUGCGAACGCGGCCCGAGCGCAUUGAAGGAUGCUUUCCCGUCCUCGACAUUGCAGCCUACUGCUUCGCGGUACGCCUCGCCGGAUUACCAGUAUCUACUGGAAGCUGUCAUUGCAAUCUUGGGGCUGCCUAGGCGCACAACGGAACCAUUGCUGACGGAGGGCAGCACGCAGUAUCCGCACCGCACGGUUUUGUCGGACAAGGCUGAGCAUGCGCUGGCUGAGAUCUUUGAAGACCAUCAGACGCAGGGAGGUCCUGAUGGCAACCCUGGUCUGAGUCUCGAGGAGCUCAAGAAAUUCUUUUCUGUGUCACUUAGCAGUGCAACGACCAGUCCCGCUGUUGAGCAGCAGGCUCGAAGUAUGCUUGCCAAGUAUGGGACACCUAGCCUUGAUGGGUUUAUGCUGUAUUACACGGACAUGGCAGCUUCAUCUACCAAGUCUGUGCUUCAGGAUCUACGCGCAUUCGGCUUCAGCGAGGACCUCCAGAGACACUCCAUGACGAACGGAGACGUCCCUACUGGAGCACAAGUUCUAGAAGGGCUUAGCCCGUUAAGCCGUGGUGCGCUGCUUAACGACGUGUUCUUCGACUCGGCUCUCGAGGAGGAAGCAGAAACCACGUGUGAUCUCCUGCUACGCUUGAGUUUGGGAGACCAUGAGACGUCGACGCGCCUCUUGCGUGCUCUUCUGCACUGCUUGCAGAGCACUGAAACGGGAUGGAAGGGACAACCUGUUGUGGACGCUUGUACCGUGGCGGUGCAGCGCGUACUGGGCUACGAGUGCGACUACCAAAAGGAACUGGUAGAGUUGGCGUUGGUUCACAGCGAUUACGGGCUGCUCAGUUCAGCUAGAAGCCGCGAGAGUCUGCGGUCACGCUACGCGAGCACCACACACGUCCCGCUUUUCGUGUACCGUCAGCUGAUCCUAGUGCUGGAGCUGCGUGCGCGCGUGCCUGCAGUGAGCACGUGGUUAGCAGAGCACCGCAGCGAAUGGGAGUGGCUCUACGAGUGGCUGCGCCUCGAGUCGCUCCAGCCUAGCUUGGGCGGGCGUCUUGCGCUGCUCAAACGGGAACCAGCAAAGCUGGAGAUGUUAUGGCGCCUGGGCGAGGCGCUUGGUAUCCCCUACCAGGAGGAGCAGCGGCGAUACGUGGUGGAAGGGGCGGGCUAUGCUUCGGUUAACGGAGUGUACGUCAGCACGUCUCACAUCCACGACAAUUGCUUGACCUACGCUUGCGUGAAGAGCGACAUCGAGUACACGCUGUUCCGCUGCUGCAUGCCUAGCAAGGCGCGUCGCUGGUACAUUUCCUACUCGCCGAACAAGAGUCUGCUGGGGACAAUGUCGGACGAGGACUUUUACUUUGUACAGUCGCACAUUGAUGACGAGUCUCCGCCCGUGGAUGGCUGGAAGGUGUGGGUCAAGAACGAGAAGGCGAAGCCGCCCGUGCCGACCGUGCGUCUCCACAGCUCGACGGUGGCGGCACUAGACGGUGAAGGGGACGCUGCGGAUGCCGCCGACUCCGUCGAUGGGUACAUGACCAUGACAGGAGGCGGGUUCGCUGACCAUGGGGAGGGCUCGAGCGUUCCGACCGCGCCUUCCUCCGACAUGGUAGUAGAGACGGUGGACGUGGAUGCGGACGCGGAGACGGUGGAGUAUGACGACAGCGAGGACGAGAUCCGCGACAGCAACGAGCGCUUCCGGGCGGUGCAUCUGGACACGCAGGGGGACGGCAGCGGCACGGACGAUUUCAUGUAAAGCAAGCAAGCAAGCGAGCGAGCUCGAGGGGCGAGGGGAGGGAGUUAACAUUAUGUAGCGAGCUGCACGGACCCACUGCUCGCGGGCCAAGCCACAGGGGG